This is a messenger RNA of Postia placenta MAD-698-R-SB12, 3576 nucleotides long. RefSeq lists its product as hypothetical. The record is from RefSeq and is a predicted model, not a curated record. NCBI's taxonomy places the organism in Eukaryota, Fungi, Basidiomycota, Agaricomycetes, Polyporales, Adustoporiaceae. Bases 1 to 3576 code for a protein of 1191 amino acids. The transcript is spliced from 3 exons.
AUGGACGACCUCUACGCAAACGCAUGGAGUGACCCUCCAGAUCCUCCUCUUGCUGGCCUGAAACCAUCAGCAAGCUCAGGCUCGUCCUGGGUGUCCCCGAGACUCCCGGACUUGGACGAGGAAGCGGACCUUGCAGCACCCUCCUGGUCUACUGGUGCCGAUAUUCGCUGGAGCGAACCGUCAGACAAUACUGGCUUUUCAUGGUCUCAGGCAGAGCCCGAUUUGGCUUGGAGUACGACGAACAAGUACGAGAGCAUCCAAAUCGGACAGUCUCCUAGUGUCCAAACCGAACAGGAAACGCCAUCCUUCCCGCUCGAGGAAGAGCGAGCUUGUACACCCUCGCCGCCUCCGUCUCCGUGUUCUCCGUCUCCCGGAACGCCUGCUUCCGUCACGGCUUCACCUGAGCGCAUAAAUAUCAUCGCAGUCUCUCUCCAGUCACCAGAAUUUGACCCACCGCCUACCUCUGCCGAUCUCGAUGGUGGCUUUGGGACGUUCGAGUCUGCUAUAGUCCCGGAUGAAGAAACUGCAGUUGCUCUAGAAACUACUGACGUAACCGCAGACGCUUGGGGCACUGCAUGGGCAGCUUCGGAAGGGACAGAGACAAAUACAGCGGCACAGCAGGCGGACGAGUGGGAGGUUGCAAAGCAGCAGAAGGCUAAGCGUGAUCGUAGAGUUCCCCCGGAGUCGUUGGCGACCAUCCUCGGAGAAUGCGAGCAGUUUAUUCGUGAGGCAUGGCCAGCACCGGAGUCCGAUCCAUCUAAGAAGGAUGAUUGGCGAAGCAGCACGAAUGGCGGCAUGGAGGCUGUUGAAGGUCUCGACUCGUUCAUUCAGACAUUCCUACCGCCUCUGUCUCUCCAGCCGCCGGUGCAGUUUGGCAAAACCACCGUUGCGAAACGGGUGGCUACGUCCGUGCGUCUGACCAAGAACAUGGCCGUGACGAAAGGCAGCCCCAUGUCGCAUUAUCUCGCGGCGAAGGGCUCGACUGCCUGGGAGGCUGCGGUCAAACAGCGUAAGGAGGUGGCUGAAGAUGACAUCGUACCAUCCGGCUGGCGCAUCUUAGAGAAGGAGCCUGCGAGCGGCGCGGCAGCGGAGACGGCCAAGGAGAAGAAGCCCGCUGGGAGGCUGUUCUCGUUUUGGGGCAGGAGGGAGUCUGGCAUCACGCACUCGCGGACGCCAUCAAGCAAGGAUGCGGAGGAAAACGCCGCUGUGGGCAGCGCGAAAGGCGCAGGGGACCCCCCGAGCCAUUCCAGGCGUCCAAGUCAGGACAGCGUCAGAUCGUCCAUGAGGAGCAGCGUCGACACGGUCACUUCGCCCGUGCAAACGGCCGCCUCAUCCGUCUCAUCUCUACCCACAACCGUCGCCAGCACGGCCUCUUUGUCAGGCCCUGCCUCAUCGGCGACGGCGUCGCAGAUACCGUCCUAUGCUGACGCGCCAGAGCCGCACGUAGACCCGUCAGAGGCGCCUCAGCCCGCACCAUCAGCUGUAUCGCGCUUCUUGAACCGCUUCUCCAGACGGCGGAGCGCCAUGGGCUCUGGCAGCCCACGAAACUCACUCGCGCUAUCGUCGGAGGAUCUUGAGUUCCUCUCGGACAUUGUCCCAAGCGCAAGUGACGAGAAUGAGAGCGACCACGAUGGCGGUGCGAACGCGAAGGCGCUCGCAGCCAUUCUUAAGCCUCCGUCGCUGCCACCGAUUCUUCCCCCGCCACCAGCACCCUCGCGCAGUGCCACGACAUCGUCGAAUAGCCCCGCCAGCGCCGGAUCGAACAUAGAGUCGCCCAUAGCGAGCCUGGACUCAUUCUUCAACGCGCUCGAGUCUGGUGCUUCUGGCGCUGCUGGUUUGUCUGACUCUCCCCACUCGAGUGCCCUACCCAUGCAGCCUACAUUGGCCGCCCCUACCUUGAAGCCCUCGAGACCCAGCACACCCAGUGUUCCUGCAAUCCCGACUCCGUCCUCGAAGCGCGACACGCGACCAUCAAGCCCGUCCCCGCUAUCUGUGACGUCCGCAAAGCAGUCGUCGGCGCCCUUCUACCUCCCCUCACCUCCGUCUUCUCGCUCGCAGACGCCUGUUUCUGUACCAACUCCUGCCGGCCCAUCUAUGAACCAGGAUAACAAAAGCAGGAGCGGGUCGUUCCGAGAAAACGCGCCGCCUCCGCUACUCCCGCCGCCCCGUCCCUCGUCGUCAACAUACAUGCGACAGCGACCAGCUGAGACCGAGAACCAGCCUGACACGCCCACUUCUGGUAUGCCUCUUGCCCAGCUAUACCCGAAUGCGCGCAUGGUCAGCUCUCAGACGACUGGCGGCGUAGACGCAGGGCGUCGACCGACACCCACACCAGCUUUCUCUCUACCGCCACCACCUUCUGUCCGCUCCCAGAGCGAAGCACACCUCCCGCCGCCUCUGGCGCCGCCCCCGAUGGCAUCUGUGCAGUCAGCACCUCCGAAACGACCUGCUUCCUUGCCAUUGACCUCAUUCGACGACGAUGACGACGAGUUCACGGACUUCUUGUCUUCGGCUACGGUGCCUGUGCAGUCUAAGCCGAUCAUGCCCGCACGGCCCUCUAUGUCGCGCAAGGCUACCCCGACGGCCAUCCCGAAGGCGUCGAACGCCGCAGGGCCAGCUCUUACGCUGCCCAUACCCGGGACGUCACCGCCUGCACGGCGGCCAGCCACUUCAGCCGCACAGACAUUUGCAACUGCCUCCGACCCCUUCGGAGACGACGACUUCUCAGACUUCCAUUUCUCUUCCGCCACGUCCCUGCACCCCCCGCAGUCCGCGCUGUCCUUCGACUCGCCCUCGUUCUCGGACUUCAGCGCGUCCACGUCCGCGACGCUCCUGCACGCGCAGUCAGAGACAUCUCCCGUCUUUGAGUCCCCGGCGCCCGACGACAGCUUCUCGUCGGAGCAGUCGUUCCUCACCCCAGCGCGACCGUCUGGGUUCGACGUCAAUGCCAUCUCGCCUGUCCUCCGCACGCCUUCGCCGCCCCGGCCGAUCUCCAAGAUGCCCCCGCCCUUCUCAUUGCCCCUUUCGGCGGCGGCCGCGGAGCAGGAUUCGCAGCGCCCUCGCGCAGGAUCCAACGCGCGUCUGAACAAAGCGGCAUCCCACCUGCAUGCUCUCAAUUUGGUGGAACGCGCGGCACAGCGUCCCGGCCGAUGGCCGGCGCCCCCCUCGCCCCUGCCUAAAAUUCCAGGACCGAUCCCGGGGCCCCCGUCGGCGGCCAGCAGCGCUCAUGUUGACCUGCUGGGCGACGACGGUUCUCCGGGGCGACCAUCGGCACCGGAGAUGUCGAUGUCGCUAUCUUCGCCUGCCGUCGUUGGGUCGCGUCAGGCGGCAGCUUCGAAUGGCGCUAUGAGCGGCCUGGGCUUUGGGAACAUCUCCAUCCGCCCGACGCCGAUGUCUCACUCGCAGUCUCUGCAAGGUUCCUUGUUUGGCAUCCCCCAGAGCGUAUCAUCCGCGGGGGCCAUGCAGUCAAUACCGCUGGCACCUCGGCCUACCACCCUCGCGCCUUCAUCCUCUCAAUCAUCGUCAAAGACGGGCGGGUUAUCCGCCCAGGAUCUGCUGUUCUUCGAGGGUUUGUAG